AUGAGAUUUAGUAAAAAUUUAACCAUUGUAGCAGCUUUAUUCUUUGGAGUGUCACUUACCUUAUCAAUAGAAAGACAAAUAAAGCUAGGAUUGAAUUUUGAUGGCAACUUAAGUUUGUCUCUAAUCUCUGAAGAGGAUUAAAAUGAUAAUGUUCCUGUGAUAGAUUUGUCAACUAAUUAGAAUUAGACUAAUUUAACUAAAGAUAGAACUUUUGAAUAAAAUGAUAUCAACAUCAAUAAAGCAAAUAUGAUUCACAGAGAUGAUGAUGGAUGGGAUUAAACUUAAAAUGCAUCUCUUAAUCAUGAGUAAGAUGCUGGUUCUAAAAUUAACGUUGGCAUUAAUGCAGGUUCUAACAAUAAUAAUGGAGCUACUACAGAAGCUUUGGAAGAAGCAACUAAUGGAUGGGAGCCAGUUUUUGAUUAUAUGCCCGCUUCCGCAAAAAUUUUUGUAAAGGCUCAAACUGAUGACAAUAUCUAUUAAAAAGGAUAAGGAUAUGCAUUUUAAGAAAAAUAAAGCUUCAAUAAAGAUCUGUAUUUGAAUAAAGUCUAUAAAGUCAUGGUAGCUCAAAUGAAACGAAGAGAACUAAACGAUAAGUUAAAAUAAAUUUAUGAUUAGCUACUUGAAUACGAAGGCAUUGAAUCCAAUGGCAAUUAAUGA
Stylonychia lemnae is the source of this 657-nucleotide messenger RNA. The record is from the annotation of a GenBank genome assembly. NCBI's taxonomy places the organism in Eukaryota, Ciliophora, Spirotrichea, Sporadotrichida, Oxytrichidae.